UGACAAUCACUGUGUCAGUCUGUCAGUCUCUCGCUUUCUCUCUGCAGAGUUACUGUCUUGCAGGACACAGAGAAACACAAGCACACUCGAGUCUGAUGAUUCGUCAAAAACACUAGCAGGAAAUUAUGGCAUCAGUUGAGGGAUUGACCUGCCAGAGUGGUUGUGGCAUUCAGCUGGUGUCUAAAAAAGGCCAUCUCUCGCGCACACCUGCCCUCCAUCUGUUACCCACACAUGCUGAGGACUCUUUAGCACGCUUUACACUCUCCUCUUCCUCCUCCUCUUCCACCUCCAUGCCGGAUCAGACCAGAGUCACUCCACAACCCUUAGAGAGAGAGAGGGAGGCUGAGAAUUUGCCCCCAAGACGCCCUCUCAAACUUGCUCCCUUGGAGCUCCUCCUAGAGGUGAGAGAGUCACAGCGACAGAAAAUCAAAAGUGUCCAACAAGAUGGCAAAGCGACAAAGUCAGACACAAGAAGGGGGAAAACUCGUGGGAAGAACGGACCAACUAAGUCACCAGAACAUUCACCACUGAGUACCAUUGUAGAGCCCCACAAAACCCCAAAGAGAACAACCGGACCAUUUCUAAACCCUGUCAAUCAAGCCAAGCUUGGCUCUGAUAGGUCAAUGGCAGGACAUGGGCAAGCAAAUCCCACUGUCCCACUGUCUCAUCCCCCAUCCCUCUGCCAAAGCAGACAAACACAAGUCCAGUCGGCGCAUGCCCAAUCAGAGCGUGACUUUGGCCAAUCAGCUGUCCCCUCUAAGAACCAGGAUGCAGUGAAGAGGCGUAUAAGGUUGCAAAGGACCCAGCGGCUUGAAGAGGAUCAGAGCAAAUCCAGCUCAUCAGCAGGUGGAUUAUCUGCUGACGAGGGUAAAAUAGUCUCAGCUGGUCCUGGCAAGGGUCAAUGCACCGCAGAAAAGGCCCUCAUAGAGGCCAGCUGUUUUCUGGAAAAGGCAUCAUGGAGGAACCCGCAGGAACCUGCUGAGAUGGAGUCAGUAGGUAAAGCUGGGAGAUGGAUGGUUGUUAAUGGCAUUCAGGAAGUCGUACUUUGACACUUUGACCCAAAGGAAGUUCAGCACGUGGUUGGAGAUUCAAACAUGGCAAUAUGACAACAAAAAGGGUCUUCGCUCUUGUACCUCUCUUGGGUUUAGUGUGGAAAACAGCUCUGAUGAAGCCAGCAGUAAUGUAGAAAACAGCACAAUGCUCCAGAACCAAAUAUUAUAUGAACAUUAUAAUAAUAUAACAUUAUAGGAGAAUAUUAUAAAAUGUUCUUGCUAAGAUGGGUUUUAGAUUUCAGAUAUUUUUGCCAAAAAUAGCCCAAAAUAAAAUGCCACCUUGCCCUCGUUUAUGAAAGAAAUGUUUCGUGUUCAAUACAAGUUAUGCUCAAUCAACAGCAUUUGUGGCAUAAUACUGAUUAUCACAAAAAAAUAAUUUACACUUGUCCCUCCUCUUUAAAAAAAUAAAUAAAAAAACAGAAUUUGAGGAUACACUAUGGCACUUACAAUAGAAGUGAAUGGGGCCAAUUCAUAAAGUUUCAAAAGUAUAGCCACAAGACAUAAACGAUAUGUGUGUUAACAUGAUUUUAGUGUGAUAAACAUUUUCUGUGUAAAGUUAUAUCCAAUUUUAAAACUCGUCGCUAUAAAGAUGUAAUGCUGUAUACCCAGUAAUCCUGGUAAACAACUUUACAGCUCAAGUAAUACACAUGUUUUAACAGUAGAAUUAAUGUAAGUUCUUUUAUAAAAUUAGAAACUUCACAUUUCUGCCUUUAAACCUUCCAAAAAUUGGCCUCAUUCACUUCCAUUGUAAAUGCCUCAAUGUAACCUAGAUUUGUGCUUUUUUUUUUUUAAAGGAAGUCAGAAUUAUUUUUUGUGGUUAUCAACGUUAUGCUGUUGAUUGAACUUAACUUGUUUGAACCUGGAAUAUUCCUUUUUUUUUUAUUUCACAGUAAGACACUUACAAUGGAAAAAAAUGGGACUAGUCCAUAAACAUUAAAAUACACACUGUGUAAAAAGUAAUGAUACAAAAGUUAACGUGAUUUAAGUGUGUUAAAAUUGCUUACAGGGUUUACCGGCAUUGCAUUAUAUGGUAACACGUUCCAUUUGUUAACAUUAGUUAACAACAUCAGUUAACAUGAACUAACAAUGAACAAUACUUAUUAAGCAUUUAUUAAUCUUAGUUAAUGUUAAUUUUAACAUAUCCUAAUACAUUUUUUAAAUCAAAAGUUGUAUUUGUUAACAUUAGUUAUUGCACUAUGAACUAACGUGAACUAACAAUGAACAAUUGUAUUUUUAUUAACGAACAUUAACAAAGAUUAAUGAAUGCAGUAACACAUAUAUUGUUAAUUGUUUAUUCAUGAUAACUAAUGCAUUAACUAAUGUUAACAAAUGGAACAUUGUAAAGUGUUACCCAUUAUACUGUAUGUAACUUUACACAGAUAUGGUUAGUAAAUGAUAUUAUUUCUCUAAAAUCAUGUUAGCAUCUAUUAGGUUUAUAUCUUGUGGCUAUACUUUUAAACUGUAUAUUUUAACAAUAUUUUAACAUUUAUGGACUAGCCCCAUUCACAUUUUUAAAUAAAAAAGGGACGAGUUGAAAAUAGAUUUUAUGGUAAUCAACAUUAUGUCACAAAGGCUGUCGAUUAAACUUAUCAAAACAGGUAUUGAACCUGGAAUAUUCCUUUGGGACAAGCUGAGUUCAGGUAUGGUUCUUUAAGAAUCAACUUUGUCUCAGAUCUUUCUCCUAAAGUUCUUUAGGUAGAAUAAAAUAAGCAGGUUGACAUUAAGAGUAAAGAGCAAUCAAAUGUAUGUUGAUAGUAUAGCAAAGAUAAUUAUGUUUUGGAAGAAUUUGAUGAGAAAUGUUUUUAUUGAGAUCUCUGACUUUUGAUUGCAGACAUUGGUACCCUGGCAAAUCUUCUGAAACUCUAAAGGAGACACGUGAGAUUACUGACGUCUUUUUCUCAGGAUAAACAUCCAAGAAGCAGGAGACCUAAGCAAAAAUCGUAUUUUGUUCCCCACUACUGUGUCAAUGCUGUCUAGAAGAAAUAAUUGUAAUAAUAAAGAGAGAUAUUAUGUGUCAUUUGUACUGAAUUUUGUCUUUCCUAUGGGUCAAUAACAUUUUUAAUAAUUACUUGUGUAUUUAUUGUAUUUAUUUAUUUUUUCACAAUAAAUGCUUGAAAUUUGCUUAGGCUGACACAUUCCGAGUUUAGAAGAAGUAAACAAGGGUGUAGAUUCCAGGGGGGGAUUGGGGGUAAUAAGACACGUUCGAAUUGGAUGUAAAAUAGCCCAUAAACACACAUCUGUGACCGUACAUUAUUUGAAUUGUAUAUACUGAUAAUGGCAAGUUCUUUCCACAGAAGAAAGAAAGACAAGUUUGGAACAACAUUGUGGCGAGUAAAUGAUGACAUUUACUACUAAUCAUUUUGGGUGAACUAUCCCUUUAAGACCUUUUUAAACAAACUGUGACCUUCACACCAACAACUUCUCAUAUACUCAGUGAAGUCACUUUUCCUCCUAGUCACUCUUCUUUCACACUUGCAUCUGUGCCAAACCAUCAGUUGUCCAGUCUUGGACUUUGCCCUGUGCUAAAGUUAGCAUGGCCUCCAGCAACACUUGACCCCUUACAAAGGUAGAGGAUGGAAAUAGAUCCAUGAGACUUGCUUUCUUUUCAACAAGAUGAAGCAUGAGAAGGUACAUCCUGUACCAUUUUACAGUCAGAUGUUUAUUGCUGUGUGGUACCGUACAGUUGUUGAUAUGUUUUAUUGUGCAUAAAUAAAGAUGGGAUGUA
Molecule: messenger RNA, 3777 nt
Organism: Myxocyprinus asiaticus (Chinese sucker)
Lineage: Eukaryota; Metazoa; Chordata; Actinopteri; Cypriniformes; Catostomidae
Exons: 2
Coding region: 126-1049 (307 amino acids)
Source: RefSeq, a predicted model, not a curated record